AUGGCACCUAGACUCCCUCCUCCGCCUCAACCUACUGAACCGGAUGCGUCUAACAACGCUAGGUUGUUGGAAACGUUGAUCGACCGACUGCAGCAACAGAAUACGACCUUGAUGGAGCAGAAUGCAACUCUGAUGCAGCAGAAUCAGAAUGCCAUGCAGAGUUUGGAGGCUUCACGUGCCAACUCGGAAACGACUCAGCGUCAGUUGAUGGAAAUCCUGGCGGCAACCAGAGGAACGUCGGGAGCUUCCUCUUCCAACGCUGCCCAGCCUGCUGCUGAGUGGAGUUUGGAGAGUUUUCUCCAGCAUCAUCCGGCUAAGUUUAAUGGUAAGGGCCUCCCUGACGAGGCAGACCAGUGGCUCAGGGACAUGGAAAAGAUUUUCAACGCCAAGAGAUGUCCGGAUGAAAACAGGUUGGCGUACGCGGAAUAUUUAUUGACUGGAGAGGCGAACCACUGGUGGGCGAGCGCGAGGGCUAUCUUGGCGGAUGCGCACCAACCGAUCACUUGGGAAGUCUUCAGAAGCAAGUUUUACGAAGAAUACUUCCCCGACAGCGUCCGUUUUGCCAAGGAGGUUGAACUUCUGCAACUCGUCCAAGGUGGAAUGUCCGUUUCUGAGUAUACGAACAAGUUCAAACACUUGGUUCGUUUCAAUACGAUGGCCACCAGUGGAGAGUGGCAGUGCAGGAAGUUUGAGAACGGACUGCGGAGCGACUUGAAGGUUUUAAUCUCCAGCCUUUGUAUACGAACGUUUCCUGCCAUGGUCGAGAAAGCCAAAGUGUUGGAGAAGAAUAUGACGGAAGCUGAAAGACAGAAGAAACAGCAACAAGUGAGUAGGGGACCUAUAGUGUCCCGGGGAGGUACCGUUCCGAGAAGGACACCUUACACUCGUCCUAGUCAGCCAUCUAGCACGAGCAGUUCUCAAGCUUUAGUUCCUGCUGGACAAGCUGGGCAGUACGGGAACGUUACUUGUUUCCAGUGUGGAGGACCACACUACCGUUCGUCAUGUCCUCAGUUGGUGGGAGGAAAAUACUGUAACCGGUGUGGACGAAAUGGGCACUUGGCGAACGAGUGCAACGUGAGUGGGCGAGCGGUGAUGAGACCACCGAACGCUGGAAGGAAUCGGCAAAGGAGAGGUGGACGAGCCCAAGCUGUUGGGCGUGUGUAUGCGAUAACUGGAGCGGAGGCGGCUGGCUCAGGUACACUCGUCAUCAGUACAUGCUUAGUAUAUGGUAAAUCUUGUUGCGUGCUGUUUGAUUCGGGAGCAACACAUUCCUUCAUCUCGAAGGCGUGCGUUGGCAAACUGGGAUUAGAGGUGAGUGAGAUGCAGUUCGAUCUGGUGGUGUCUACCCCAGCGACUAGAGAGGUUAGGACGUCCACUAUGUGCGUCCAAUGUCCUAUAGAAGUAGAAGAGCGCAAGUAUAAAGUAAACCUCAUCUGCCUACCUCUUCAAGGGUUGGAGGUGAUUUUAGGAAUGGAUUGGUUGGCUACCAAUCACAUUCUCUUAGAUUGUGGGAAGAAGGAGUUGAUAUUUCCGAAUGAAGAGGAUGAAGAAUUAACGGUAACGCUCGGUCAGUUAAAGGAGGAUAUAAUGGAAAGUGCGAGCUGUUUCCUAAUCAUGACGCAUGAAGACCAAGAGCUUGGAGGUUUGAGGCAAGAACGAACGUUCGUUGUUGACAGCAACGAGCGAAUGGUUUUGGAUGAGUUUCCGGACGUCUUCCCUGAAGAAAUACCUGGACUACCUCCGACUCGUGAAGUUGAAUUCACCAUUGAUUUGGUGACGACAGCUGCACCCAUCUCUGUUCAACCGUACCGUAUGGCGCCUGCAGAGUUGGUUGAACUUAAGAAGCAGAUAGAAGAACUGAUGGACAAGCAAUUCAUCAGGCCGAGCGUAUCACCUUGGGGAGCGCCUGUGCUCUUAGUGAAAAAGAAGGAUGGGAGCUCUCGGUUAUGUAUAGACUACCGGCAAUUGAACAAGCUGACCAUCAAAAAUAAGUACCCGUUGCCAAGGAUAGACGAUUUGUUGGAUCAACUACAUGGGGCAACGGUAUUUUCAAAGAUUGACUUGCGUUCGGGAUAUCACCAGAUUAGGGUGAGGGAGGACGACAUCCAGAAGACAGCGUUCAGGUCUCGUUAUGGACACUACGAGUAUGUAGUGAUGCCAUUUGGAGUGACGAACGCUCCUGCAGUGUUCAUGGAUUAUAUGAAUCGUAUCUUCAGGCCGUACCUGGACAGGUUCGUAGUCGUUUUCAUAGAUGAUAUUCUCAUCUACUCCAAGACGCAAGACGAACACGAAGAACACUUGAGGGCAGUACUAUUAGUGUUGAGGGAGAAGGAAUUAUAUGCAAAGUUGUCCAAGUGUGAAUUUUGGAUGAAGGAGGUACAGUUUUUUGGGCAUGUAGUGUCGGUUGGAGGUAUUUCAGUGGAUCCUGCUAAGGUACGAGCGGUUUUGGACUGGGAGAGUCCUCGUUCAGUCACUGAGGUUCGUAGUUUUGUGGGGCUCGCGGGCUACUAUAGGCGUUUUAUCGAGGGGUUUGCUAGAAUAGUAGCUCCGCUUACUCAGUUGACCAGGAAGGAUCGACCGUUCGCCUGGACUGAUCUGUGUGAGGAGCGUUUCCAGGAGCUAAAAGUGAAAUUGACGAGCGCUCCAGUGUUGAUCAUACCUGACACGUCCAAGCCCUUUGAAGUAUACUGCGACGCGUCUCAUCAAGGGUUGGGCUUCUUCAGUGAUCACAAGAGCCUCAAGUACUUAUUUGACCAGAAGGAGCUGAAUAUGAGGCAGAGGCGUUGGUUGGAGUUUUUGAAAGACUAUGAGUUUGAGCUACUCUAUCAUCUCGGAAAGGCGAACGUGGUGGCGGACGCUUUAAGUAGGAAGGUGGUGCAUGUGUCGUCCAUGAUGAUGCGCGAGCGGAGCUUAGUGGAGAGCUUCAGAGAUCUAAGGUUACAGUUUGAGUUAGAACCGAGCAGCAUCAAGUGCUGUAACCUUAGAAUAUCUAGCGAUGUGUUUGACCGGAUUAAGAUGAAGCAACGUGAGGACGAAGAGCUAGUGAAGAUCUUAAGCGCGCUCGGUACGGAUCAAGCUAAAUGGUUCAAUACGGGAACGGACGGCAUGUUGCGUUACAUGGGUAGAACGUGCGUUCCGAAUGAUGGCGAGCUGAAGAGAAUUAUUCUGGAGGAUGGCGGAAUACCAAAGACCUGGCGGAUUACUUCAACAGUUGGAAAUUCCCGAAUGGAAGUGGGAUAG
Molecule: messenger RNA, 3240 nt
Organism: Vigna angularis (adzuki bean)
Lineage: Eukaryota; Viridiplantae; Streptophyta; Magnoliopsida; Fabales; Fabaceae
Exons: 3
Coding region: 1-3240 (1079 amino acids)
Molecular function (GO): nucleic acid binding; zinc ion binding
Source: RefSeq, a predicted model, not a curated record